ACAGGGAAGGCACUACUCAACUAUGUGAACUUCUCCUCAAACUGUUAUAACGUACAAAUAACCCCGAGACAGGGGGUUGCAAGUUUCAGAAAUGAUUGGAGAUAUAGAAACAGAUUUGUUGGCUUCGGCUGGAAAGGACUUCCGAACCAGACUGCAGAAGUUUGUGGAGGAACAGAUGCAGACGACAAUGCUGACAGGAGUGCUGAUUGGCGCUGUUGUGGCAGUCUCACUGAUUGGCAUCGCUGUCCUCUUCCUCUAUCGGAGAUACAAACUAGCAAGUGGUCAGCCGCCUGGAACCCCUCGCUACCGCUUCAGGAAAAGGGAUAAGGUGAUGUUCUACGGGAGGAAGAUCAUGAGGAAGGUCCAGACUCUGUCUUCGACCCCGGGGCCGACCUCCAUGUCUAAGCAGAGGCCACGCAAGAGGCCCAAGGUCCUCAGCAUUGCUCGCAGGAUCCUGCGUAUCAAAAAGGAGCCCCCCACCCUGCAGCCCAAGGAGCCCCCUCCCUCCCUGCUGGAGGCCGACCUCACCGAGUUCGAUGUGCAGAACUCCAACCUACCCUCCGAAGUGCUCUACAUGCUCAAGAACGUCAGGGUGCUGGGCCACUUUGAGAAGCCGCUGUUCCUGGAGCUGUGUCGCCACAUGGUAUUUGUGGAGCUCCAGGAGGGCGAGGGGCUGUUUCGGCCCGGAGAUGACGACGACAGCAUCUACGUCGUCCAAGAUGGCCGCCUGGAGCUCUGCAUCCUUGAGAAUGAUGGCACUGAGGCGGUGGUGAAGGAUGUCCACCCAGGAGAUAGUGUACACAGUCUACUCAGCAUCCUGGACAUCAUCACAGGCUACCCAGCUCCAUAUAAAACGGUGUCCGCCCGCGCUGCCUCCCGCUCCACCAUCCUGCGCCUGCCCGCCUCGGCCUUCCAGUCCGUCUUCAAGAAGUACCCCGAGACCCUGGUCAGGGUCAUACAGAUUAUCAUGGUGCGUCUACAGAGGGUCACCUUCUUGGCUCUGCACAACUACCUGGGGCUAACCACAGAGCUCUUCAACCCAGAGAGGCAGGCGGUGCCCCUGACGGCGGUAGCCAGUGUGUUGGGAGAGAGCAGUCCGGCCCGGAUACCUCGCCGAACACACUUCCAAACCUCCCAGGAUGAGGACAGCGCGGCCGGCCUCUCAGAGUCUCCAUCAGACACAGACUCGGGUAAGGCAGGAGGACUGGGGGACCAUGCAGCCUCAUAUAGCCAGCGCAGGAUCCGCUCCCUCUCCACUGAAGCAGCAGGCUGGCCUAACUCUACGACACACUACAGGAAUGCAGGAAAUGACAUGAAUAUGGCGUAUGAGCGAGCACGGGUAAAUGUGGAAGACAUGCCAUCCAGCCCAGUCAUCCAUAAGUCCAUCCUGAAGAAGAGUGUGACCAUGCAGCACACCCCGUCUGCAGUCUUCCACUACAGCGAGAGCGGCGGCUGCCCUGACGUGCACCCCAGCAAGGUGGGGGCCAUCUUCCAGGCUGCCAAGAGGGACCUCCUGGGCAUCAUUCAACUGCAGGACCCGAGUCUUCUGGAAGGCAGGGUGACUCUACAUCAGGUCAAAGCAGGGUCUGUGGUGGCACGACAGGGAGACCAGGAAGUGAGUGUGCAGUUUGUCAUCUCAGGGUUGCUGCAUGUGUACCAGCGGAUGAUCGACCGUGAGGAGGACACGUGUCUGUUCGUGACGCACCCUGGGGAGCUGGUGGGCCAGCUGGCUGUGCUGACGGGGGAGCCGCUCAUCUUCACAGUCAAGGCCCUGAGAGACUGCAGCUUCCUCUCCAUCUCCAAAACACACUUCUACGAGAUCAUGCGUGCGGAGCCCACGGUGGUGUUGAACGUGGCCCACACGGUGGUGCGCAGGAUGUCCUCCUUCGUCAGGCAGAUCGACUUCGCCCUCGACUGGAUGGCCGUGGAGGCAGGAAGAGCUGUCUACAGGCAGGACGAUCGGUCUGACAGCACCUUCAUAGUGCUGAGCGGACGGCUGCGCUCCGUCAUCCUGAAGGAGGACGGCAAGAAGGAGCUGACGGGGGAGUACGGACGAGGAGACCUCAUAGGAGUGGUGGAGGCCCUGACUCAUCAGAAUCGAGCCACUACGGUGCAUGCUGUGCGGGACUCUGAGCUGGCCAAGCUGCCAGAAGGAGCACUGAGCUCCAUCAAGAGGAAGUUCCCCCAGGUGGUCACUCGCCUCAUCCAUUUAUUAGGCCAGAAGAUCCUCCAGCAAGUCAAUGGACCUUUAUCAGCCCGCAGCCUGGCGCUGCACACCCCGGGCAGCAAGUGGGACACGGGGAACCCUGCUGCCAACCUGUCCACUGUCACCGUGCUGCCCGUCUCAGAGGACGUGCCCCUCACCGCAUUCACCCUCGAGCUGCAACACGCCCUCAUCUCUAUUGGACCAACACUUCUCUUAACCAGUGACAUCAUCAAACAGCGCCUGGGGUCUGCAGCCCUGGACAGUGUCCAUGAGUACCGGCUGUCCAGCUGGCUGGGUCAGCAGGAGGAUCUGCACCGCAUCGUGCUGUACCAGACCGACUCCACGCUCACGCCCUGGACGCAGCGCUGCAUACGCCAGGCCGACUGCAUCAUCAUCGUGGGGCUCGGGGAGCAGGAGCCCACCGUGGGGGAGCUGGAGCGCAUGUUGGAGGGCAGUGCGGUGCGUGCCCAGAAGCAGCUGGUCCUGCUGCACCGUGAGGACGGGCCGCCGCCCAAGGGCACCGUGGAGUGGCUCAAUAUGAGAAGCUGGAUCUCCAGACACCUGCACCUCUCCUGCCCACGCCGCGUCUUCUCCAAGAGGAGCCUGCCCAAACUGCAAGAGAUGUACCAGCGUGUGUUCCAGAAGCCAGCAGACCGUCACUCGGACUUCUCCCGACUGGCUCGCAUUCUCACAGGCAACGCCAUCGCACUGGUGCUAGGGGGAGGGGGAGCCAGGGGUUGUUCCCAGGUGGGUAUCCUGCGUGCCCUGAGUGAGGCGGGCAUCCCUGUGGACCUGCUGGGGGGCACCUCCAUUGGAUCCAUGAUGGGGGCGCUCUACGCAGAGGACCGCAGCCACAGCCGCCUACGCAUACGCGCACGGGAGUGGGCCAUGGAGAUGACCUCGGUCUUCAAGAAGGUUCUGGAUCUGACCUACCCCAUCACCUCCAUGUUCUCCGGAGCUGCCUUCAACUCCAGCAUCAGCACCGUCUUCAAAGGCAAGCAGAUCGAGGAUCUGUGGAUUCCGUACUUCAACAUCACCACUGACAUCACCAACUCGACCAUGAGAGUGCACACAGAUGGCUCUCUGUGGAGGUAUGUGCGUGCCAGCAUGUCUCUGUCUGGCUACCUACCCCCGCUGUGUGACCCCAAAGAUGGCCACUUGCUGAUGGACGGAGGCUACAUCAACAACCUGCCAGCUGACGUGGCGCGCUCCAUGGGUGCUAAGGUGGUGAUUGCCAUAGACGUGGGCAGCCAGGACGAGACCAACCUCACCAACUACGGGGAUGCUCUCUCGGGCUGGUGGCUUCUGUGGAAGCGCCUCAACCCCCUCGCAGAGAAAGUCAAGGUGUUGAACAUGGGGGAGAUCCAGACUCGCUUGGCGUACGUGUGCUGCGUGCGGCAGCUGGAGUCUGUGAAGAGCAGCGACUACUGCGAGUACAUCCGGCCGCCCAUCGACCGCUACCGCACGCUCGAGUUCGCCAAGUUCGACGAGAUCGCAGAGGUGGGCUACCAGCAUGGUAAGACGGUGUUUGACGUGUGGUGUCGUAGUGGAGUGGUGGACAAGAUGAUGAGAGAUUGGCACCAGGAAGAGUUCCACAACACACAGACCAACGUUUUGACCUGUCCUAACGCCUCCUUCACUGACCUGGCUGAGAUCGUCUCUCGCAUUGAGCCGGUCAAAUCAGCGAUAGUGGACGAGGAGUCUGACUACCCUACUGACUACGAGGAGGACCUGGUUGAGAGCGCCCUGUCGGACCUGGAGUUGGCUGGUCGCCUUAGUGAUCCCAAUGAGGAGGAGGUAGCCGACACGGAUGAAGAGUUGGAGCCCCUGCGUCCCCCUUACCUCUCGUCUCCCCCCGUGGAGAACGUGGGGCCCUCCACUGCAUUGCUCGGCCCUGCUGACCGCACCUCUCCUCCUGGCCUACGCGCCCGCAAGCCCAACGGACCCUGAGUGUAGACACACACCCACACACACACACACACACAUACACACAGACACACACACACACACACACACA
This is a messenger RNA of Engraulis encrasicolus (European anchovy), 4223 nucleotides long. RefSeq names its product patatin-like phospholipase domain-containing protein 7. The transcript has 37 exons. NCBI's taxonomy places the organism in Eukaryota, Metazoa, Chordata, Actinopteri, Clupeiformes, Engraulidae. Gene Ontology annotation, molecular function: phosphatidylcholine lysophospholipase A1 activity. The record is from RefSeq and is a predicted model, not a curated record. Bases 92 to 4156 code for a protein of 1354 amino acids. Gene Ontology annotation, biological process: lipid metabolic process. Gene Ontology annotation, cellular component: endoplasmic reticulum.